Messenger RNA from Xenopus laevis (African clawed frog), 1727 nucleotides. RefSeq names its product ATPase family, AAA domain containing 1 S homeolog (gene atad1.S). The transcript is spliced from 10 exons. Gene Ontology annotation, biological process: extraction of mislocalized protein from mitochondrial outer membrane. Gene Ontology annotation, molecular function: ATP hydrolysis activity; ATP binding. Gene Ontology annotation, cellular component: postsynaptic membrane; peroxisomal membrane; mitochondrial outer membrane. Bases 149 to 1231 code for a protein of 360 amino acids. The record is from RefSeq and is a predicted model, not a curated record. Lineage: Eukaryota; Metazoa; Chordata; Amphibia; Anura; Pipidae.
UCAGUAACUAUGGCUUCCCUCAUGACAUGCUUCCGGGGCGGAACUAGAGACACUGAGCCCACGUUUCCGGGGGAAAGGGAUUGCUGGACACUGCGCCGGCGCAAAUUUUAGUUUCGUUUCUGGAACAGCGAGUGGCAGGAAGCCGAAAAUGGUCCACGGCGAAGCUUUUUCUCGUCCUCUGAGUCGAAACGAAGUCGUCGGCCUGAUCUUCCGCUUGACAAUAUUUGGGGCGGUCACCUAUUUCACCAUUAAAUGGAUGGUGGAUGCCAUAGAUCCCACCAGGAAACAGAAAAUGGAAGCCCAAAAACAGGCUGAGAAGCUGAUGAGGCAGAUUGGAGUGAAGAAUGUGAAGCUUACAGAGUAUGAGAUGAGCAUUGCUGCACAUUUGGUGGAUCCACUCAGCAUGUUGGUAACGUGGAGUGACAUCGCUGGUUUGGAUGAUGUCAUCACUGACCUUAAAGACACAGUGAUCCUGCCAAUAAGGAAGCGAUAUCUGUUUGAAAACUCAAGGCUUCUGCAACCCCCAAAAGGGGUACUUCUAUAUGGCCCUCCUGGAUGCGGGAAGACUAUGAUUGCCAAAGCCACGGCCAAGGAAGCCGGAUGCCGUUUCAUCAAUUUGCAGCCGUCUACUCUGACUGACAAGUGGUACGGAGAGUCCCAGAAACUGGCUGCCGCUGUUUUCUCCCUGGCUGUGAAACUCCAGCCCUCCAUCAUUUUCAUUGAUGAAAUAGAUUCUUUUCUCCGAAAUCGUUCAAGCUCUGACCACGAGGCGACAGCAAUGAUGAAAGCUCAGUUCAUGAGCCUUUGGGACGGACUCGACACUGAAUUCAACUGCCAGGUGAUUGUCAUGGGUGCAACCAAUCGGCCUCAAGAUCUCGACACCGCAAUAAUGAGGAGAAUGCCCACCAGGUUCCACGUUAACCAGCCAUCUAUGAGACAGCGAGAGGCCAUUCUUGACCUUAUUUUAAGGAACGAAAGGGUGGACAGCCAUGUGGAUUUGCAGGAAAUCGCAAGCAGCAGCGAUGGUUUUUCUGGGAGUGAUCUAAAGGAAAUGUGCAGAGAUGCAGCGCUCCUGUGCGUUAGGGAUAGUGUGAUUGGAUACGCUGAGGACAGUCCUUGCGAGGAAAUCCGGCCGAUACACCAGAAGGAUUUGCUGAAGGCGAUUGAUAAAAUGAAGAAAUCUAAGAGUGCGACAAACCAGGGAGUUCUCAUGCACGUGAGCUUGGACUAGCCGCCCAUUCCAUCACACUAGCCAACCGGGGACGGGGGACGUCGGCUGCAAAAGGGAAUCUGAUCUCCUGCACCCCCCUCCCCUUUUAUUGUUUUUUUUUUUUUUUUAUAAAUUUAAACCACAUUUCCAGCAAAUCAAGGUCCUGACAGCCAGCCAUAAAGCAUAGCUGAGAUGUUGUGCUGUGAUAACUUGGAUCAAUAUCUUUCCAUUACUGUUUGUGAGUGUUGCUAUAGUGUGUAGGGUAAGAGAGAGAAUUAGGAUCCACGUGUAGUUCCUCAAUAGGCCUUUAGGCGGCAGUCUCCUUCCUUUAUUACAAUUGAAGUAUCUGGACCAUAGAACGUAGUGUGGAUGAAUGAGUAUAAUAAAGGGUAACAUUUAUUAUUUUAUUUAAAUACUUAAAGGGGUGGUUCUCCUUUACACUAACUUUUUAUAUGUUAUAGAAUGGCCAAUCCCAGGCAACUUUUCAAUUGGUCUUCAUUGUUUAUUUUGUAUAGUU